AUGUGGAGAAUGAAGAAGAGUAUAAGGGGAUGCAUAUCAUGUAUCCUGCCAUGCGGAGCACUGGAGGUGAUACGAAUAGUUCACUCUGAUGGCAGAGUUGAAGAAAUCACCGCUCGCACCAUCAAGGCUGCUGACGUCAUGAGAGCUCAUCCUAAGCACGUCCUCAAGAAUCCUUCUUCCCCCGACCUCCUCGUCGUUCCUCCCUACGCUGACCUCCGUCGCGGCAACAUCUACUUCCUCGUUCCCCUCCCUCCCAACCAACACGCUGCACCAGCAGAUCAGAAACUCUCCAACCCCACUCACACAAGCUCUAGCAGACCCCACCGUCUUACUCUCUGGAAGCCUCACCUCGACACCAUCUCUGAGGACACUUUUAUUCAUUCAUUAUUCAUGGUUAACUCUCCACCCACAAGUAGUCCUCUGAUUUACAAAGUUCCAAUGCAUGAGAGUAACUGUGGCUGCGAUAAAUGGCUAGUAGUGCCAUUGGCAUCCUGUAAAGCUGAUAUGUGA
Messenger RNA from Arachis duranensis, 510 nucleotides. RefSeq lists its product as uncharacterized. NCBI's taxonomy places the organism in Eukaryota, Viridiplantae, Streptophyta, Magnoliopsida, Fabales, Fabaceae. The transcript is spliced from 3 exons. The record is from RefSeq and is a predicted model, not a curated record. The coding region runs from base 1 to 510 and encodes 169 amino acids.